Molecule: messenger RNA, 1547 nt
Organism: Topomyia yanbarensis
Lineage: Eukaryota; Metazoa; Arthropoda; Insecta; Diptera; Culicidae
Product: zinc finger protein 431-like
Exons: 7
Coding region: 89-1432 (447 amino acids)
Cellular component (GO): nucleus
Molecular function (GO): zinc ion binding
Source: RefSeq, a predicted model, not a curated record
UUAUCUGACAUUUCUUAAUGAAGAGUCGUAAACAAGUGUUUUAGUGAUACAGUUACCCAAAUGCAUAAACUAUUUAAAUUGUUAACCGAUGCUUAAACACAAUCGUGGAACUUUGUGCAAAAUGGAAAACGAAUCAUUGUGUAGAAUAUGUGGAGUUUCUGCAGUGAAAGAAGUACUGUUAAAAAAAUUCAGCGCUGUUGCUGAAAUCUACUACCAGCUGACCGCUUUACAGCCGGAAGACACGAACUCUUCCGACACUGUAUGUCAGCGAUGUCACAGCACUUUAGUCAUGAUCGACGAUUUUCGGACAAUGUGCCUAAAGGCGUUCGAUCGACUGAAGAAAACAAAGAUAACGCUUCCCUCAUCAAUCGAUUCAACAUCGUCGAUCAAGGAAGAAGAAAAAGAGGAAACUGAAUUUAUGGAAGUAACUUUAAGUGAAGGACCGGAUUUUGAUCCUGAUGUUUUAAUGGUAAAAGUGGAAGUAUGCUCGAACCAGGAACCGCUGGAGGAUGAAAAUCACAUUGAGAAUGAAGUUGGUGAAAGCUCAAACAUAGAUAAAUCCUUGAAAAAGAGGAAAGGCCGCAUUCCCAAGACAAAGAAAUCCCCGAACAGAAAAUGCAAGGAAAAGGAGCCACAAAAAAGAGUAAAAAUCGAAUGCGAUCAGUGUGACAAAUUCUUCUACGAACAAAAACGGUACGAGGGACACAUGCGAGUACAUGCGGGACUUAAGCCGGCGGUGUGUGAGAUUUGCAAAAAGGGAUUCUCCAAGUGGGCCUAUCUGAAGGAACAUAGGCAGAUGGUUCAUGAGGCAGUAAAAGAACGGUUGACUUGUGAUUUUCCAGGCUGUGGAAGAACGUUUAUUUGGAAGCAACAUCUCAAAUUCCAUCAAUCCAAGAAACAUACAGGACCGCAUGAGCCAAAGUCCAUGUGCGAGCUGUGCGGAAAGACGUUCACCACCGCUGCCAAUCUGAAGAUCCACAAAUAUUCUCAUGGCGGCAAUUUGCCAUUCUCCUGCAAUUUGUGCGACAAACGAAUGGACAGCAAAUUCAAGUUGAAGAUUCACAUGAUGCGGCACAAAGGAAUCAAACAGCACACUUGCGCUGUGUGCGGUAUGAAAAAAACCACUAUCACAGAACUGAAAACGCACAUGAACUAUCACACAAGAGAUAAACAAUACCCGUGCGAUACGUGUGGGGCGGUGUUCUAUAGCAUAGGAAACAAACUUCGCCACGUUCGGAUCGUCCAUCAGGGAAUUAAGGCGUAUUCGUGUACCUACUGCGAUCUAUCGUUCGGUAAAGCCGAGACUCUGAAACACCACGUUAUGACCCAUACCGGGGAAAAACCACAUGCCUGUGACCUGUGUGGCAAACGAUUCAUCCAACCAACGGCACUGCAAACUCACAAAAAGACUCACUUGAAAAAAUGUAACUAAGCGAAUCUUCAUCCGACUGAGUUGCGUCUGAAUAUAUCCAUUCAUAUAUCUGGUUAAUUUGCGACAAAGUUUUAUAUUUCCGACGUUACCGGUAAUAAAGCAUUUUCUUAGCUCA